Striga hermonthica is the source of this 948-nucleotide messenger RNA. Lineage: Eukaryota; Viridiplantae; Streptophyta; Magnoliopsida; Lamiales; Orobanchaceae. The record is from the annotation of a GenBank genome assembly.
AUGAAGAUUCAGUGCAGCGUGUGCGAGGCGGCCGAGGCCGACGUCAUCUGCUGCGCCGACGAGGCGGCGCUGUGCCGGGACUGUGAUCGGAGAGUUCACGCCGCUAAUAAGCUCGCGUACAAACACCAGAGGGUCCCUUUAUCCAGCUCGUCUUCGCAGAUACCCAAGUGUGAUAUUUGCCAGGAAUCCCUCGGGUUCUUCUUCUGCCUUCAAGACCGCGCUUUGCUCUGCCGGCAAUGUGACGUGGCAAUACACACAGCGAAUAAAGCAGUUUCCGGCCACCAAAGGUUUUUGCUCACCGGAGUUAAAGUCGGCCUUGAUGCCGCCAGUGAAGAUGUGCCAUCCUCGUCUAACGGGAGAGAACAUUCUCUAUCUACCGACCAAAUUCCAGCACAAGAGCCUCGUCAUAUCCCUAAUGUGGGCCCACCAGCACAGUCAUCUGGUCAACAGGUACAGUCAGCAGGUCAACACAGUGGAAAUAAUAAUAUGCCCGUGCAAGGUAAUAAUAGUCUGGUCGGGGGUUACACGUCACCACCAAUGCUGACUUACGCCGGGGGCUCGGCCUUGGCUGGGAACAUUCCAGCGUGGCAGUUAGACGAGUUUCUUGAUCUCAGUGGCUACAAUCAGAGCUAUAAUAAUUUCAUGGAUGCUGGCUCAUCUAAGGCGGAUAGUGGGAAGCUGGGAGACUCGGAUUGCUCCUCGGUUUUACGGGCAGCUGAUGGAGAAUUGGAAGCCGACGAUUGUUUGGGCCAACUGCGUGACUCAUUUUGGGCCGUGCCAGAAGUUCCCUCACCCCCCACGUCAUCUGGGCUCCACUGGGCCCGUAAAAUCCAAGGCCCAUACGACUCGUCCUUCUUUGUGCCGGAAAUAAGUUCCCCUCGUCAGCAGGUUUCCCGUUAUCCUCUCACGGAAGGUGAUGGCUCCAAUAAGCGCACUAGGCGUUCAUGA